This is a messenger RNA of Xyrichtys novacula (pearly razorfish), 5994 nucleotides long. The record is from the annotation of a GenBank genome assembly. Lineage: Eukaryota; Metazoa; Chordata; Actinopteri; Labriformes; Labridae.
AAAAAUUUGAUGUUUUUUAUGUGGAGCUGAAGUUGCACAAUAAAACACAUGUAAUAGCUGUCACGCUUCAUGGUUUUUAGUCCUCAUCCGCUGCAUUUGCUCCAGAGAGUCUGAAUUCCAGAGACACACCCGGACAGCUGAGUUCACAGCCCUGCAAGUGUCUUAAAGCAGAUGGAUUAAAAGCGCGGUGACUUCAUGCUCACACACUCCCUUAGUGCUGCUGAUGACAGACCAAAUGAGAAGCUUUUGUCAUGACAAAAAGGGGGAAGACUGUGUUUUUCAUCGAGCUGUCUGCAGCCCCCUUCAUAAUGAGAGACUCAUAAGACUAUUACCCGGCACAAACCCCGGUCUGAAUGACAUCACAGCCUGUUAUUAUGGACGGCAGCAGCCUGCGGUGAGUGUGUCCAAAGUGUCUGCACAGAAGGAGAGCGGUGAGGGAGAACAGCAGGAGCUGCAGGAGGAGCUCAGGCGAGAGACGACAGGCUGAUGAUCUGUAUCUGAUUCAUCCGAGCAGAGAUGACUGCAUUCCUCUCAUUUCAGAUAAGAGCGACAGACUGACAGAGAUGUUUAGGUGGAAGGAGGGGGCCGAUGCUCGCUGCUGCUGCUGCUGCCAAGUGCUCCUCUUUACUGUCAGAUACUCAGUUCUUAGAGGAGGCUGAAACACUGCUGUUUCCAAAAGAACGUGCAUGGGCGGCCCAGAGAGGAAUCAGAUGAAUAAUCCUACAAUGAUGGCUAAUUAUGACUCUUAAUCAAAUGAAACAGAGCAAACAACACCCAGAUGUCUUUAAGCUUUAAUCCAGUGAAGACGAGAUGAGGAAGACUAAACAUUCAGAGGCAAAGUUUUCCAUUUCAUGUCAGUCCCAGAGAAGACAGGAUCUCUUUUGUUUGUAGUUUCCUUAUUUUCAGGCUUUAAAUUGACUUUAUUUUGUUAAUACAGCGACAAAAAUUAUGUUUUUUAGGAAGAGGUCUGAGUCCAUGCAGUGAAUUCUACUUCAGAGUCAUGUCUGUUUUUAACACAGUGUCACACCCUUUUUAAAAUCUGAUUGUCUUUACUUGAAAUGAACCUAUAAAAUAUCAACAGAUAAAUAUAUAUCCUCAGUUACAAGCCAGACUAAAAGGGCAAAAAACCCCACCCAGAUAGAAAUAGAUCACAGCAUAGUAGGUAAAAUACAGUAUACAUUCUUAAAAACAUUGGGUUAAAAACAAUCCAGUUUGGGUAGUGUCCCAACCCAGCGCUGGUUAAAUUGUCAAGAAUGGCUCAGAGCAGGAGGACAUGAAGGCAGACACUGAAACAGAGGUCAGAGGCAAAAAGUGUUCAAUCAAAAAAACAGGCGGUUUAGCGGCGCUACAACACGCUACAGCAGGUCCCGUUUGACAAGAAACACUUCUGUUACAGACACUUGGCUUGGCAAAACAGUUGUCAUCCCAAGACGUAUCGUUUAUGCUAUGUUGACCCGGCUUUUUAUCUCUUGCCUGGCUUUUUAAGCGCCCGUUAUUCCUCCAGAGUCUCCGGUAUUUACUUCAUUUUCUUGCUUGUGUCGGCAGUCGUGGCCAAAGGAGGAUUCAGACAAUUUUCCGAACUUUCUGGUUGGUUUCUACUGUCCGAUAUUGUAGCACGCUAACUUUGUUUGGGCUCCUGAACGACACGGGGGAGCAGCGUCUGCCUCACAACCAAUCAGGUUAGAAGAGGUGGAGAACGGCUUUGUUUACAGUCAGAAAGAGCGGACCGCUAAAAAAUGUUAAAAUGUCGACUACACAGACAUAAGAGAACACAGAGAUAUCGAUAUAUUACCAAAUAUCAUCAAUAACUAAUAACUAUUGACUGAUAUUAAAAGAUUUUUUGGGUUAAACACCACAAAAAAUGAUGCUUCUUUAACAGAUUCCUGCCUACUCCACCUUUAAUAUAAUAUUUAAUCACAUUAAUGCAUCAGAUUUCAUACAGACCGACUCAAAACAGGCUCAACCUAGUGGUUGGGUUGAAAAAAACAACCCAGCAUUUUUUUUGUGAAAGCCUUAAUAUAAAUGUAGAUUUGCCUUUUAAAAGAAUAAUAAUUUCAGCUGUAUUCAUAUCAACCUUAUUAUCUAACCUGAAAACUCAGCCUGUUCAGUCUGCCCUGAUGAUAAAAUGAUCUCCACAUAAACUGAUGAUGAAAUCAGACCUCUCCUCUUCCUGCUGGUGGACCCCCAUGGGACCGCUGUUCUUCUAUUUAUCCACCAAUCGGAUGAUCGGAGGGGAAAAAUACGAGGACAGGACAGGCGCACCGCGCACAGAAAGACGUAGCUGCGACACUGCUGGCGAGGAGAAGACGCGACUCCGUACGGCUGAGAGGAUGCAGUGAAAGCGGCUCUGCUAAUUUACAGCCGGGCACGACGGCAGGAUCGAUCAUAAAAAAAACAGGCGAAAAUGAGCGUGAUUCAGGCCGGGCACGAGAACAGGGUGGACGGAGGCAGAGGGAGCCUGGGUGACAGCGGCGGAGGCUCCCCGAGGCUCCUCCAGCAGUGCGCGCAGCCUCCGCACGGCAGCAGCGGCAGCAGCAGCAGCAGCCGGACCAAAGAUGCCCGAUACCAGCAGCAGCUCCAGCAGCAGCAGCGGCAUCAUGGAGGGUCGAUGCUCAAACAACCAGCGCACAACGAGCCGGCCGACGUCGUGAGGCGGGCGCUGGACUUCAAGUGCCAGGGAACCCAGUGUUACAAGGAUAAGAAGUACCGAGAGGCGAUAGGCAAGUACCACCGCGCUCUGCUGGAGAUUAAGGGGCUGUGCAGGGUGCUGGGAGACCCGGACACCGGCUCCAAACCGUCCCCGACACCGACACCCCUCCUGCCCACCACCAUCAGCAAGUCCAGCUCGCUGACGGACGAGCAGAAGGGGGCCAUGGAGAACGCGGAGCUGGAGUGUUACAACAGCUUGGCCGGUAAUUUCCCUCUAACACACACACACACACACACACACACACACACACACACACACACACACACACACACACACACACACACACACACACACCUAUGUACUCUUUCCUGAGCAGAGACGGAUUCUGGGAAUACUCCAGAGCUCAUGAAUAAAUCAUAUGGUGUAUGACUCAUUCCAGGCUUACCCCACUAUCCACUCCACUCCUCAUAUUUAUGCUACAGAUUUAUUCACCCCUCUGCAAAUCCACUAAUGAUACUGUGUGUUUAGGGACCCGUCCAAGGAGUCCGCCCAUCUGGGUGAUCUGGGUUCCUGACAGUCAGGACACACACACACACACACACACACACACACACGCUGUAAUGAGGUUCAAGCGUUGGCUCCCACCUGUCCGUCCGUCUGUCUGUCUGUCUGUCUGUCUGUCUGUCUGUCUGUCUGUCUGCAGCCUGUUUGUUACAAAUGGAGCUGGUCAACUAUGAGCGGGUGAAGGAGUACUGCCUCAAGGUGCUUCACAAGGAAGGGAAGAACUUCAAGGCUCUGUACCGGUCCGGCGUGGCUUACUACCACCUCGGAGACUUCCAGAAGGCGCUGUACUACCUGAAGGAGUCGCACAAACAGGAACCGUCAGGUCAGGAAUCAGCGGCGUUGUCCUUACAGGAGCGAGGUCAUUCACAGUGUUGAUGGUUCAUUAGACCACAGAGUGGAUCUGAUUAGUUAGCAUCAUCUGAAAAAACAUGAUCAUUGAGACUGAACCGUAUCGUGUGUUUUGCUUAAUUAAGUCUGAAAAGCCAAGGGACGGCAUGAGCAACAACGUGAACGAGCGUUCACAGGCCACAUGUCAUGCUAGAAAUAUAAUCCUAAUGUAAAGGUCUGGAUCUGCAAGCUUGGCUCAAUCACAACAAACGUCCGGCCUUUUGGACUGAUGGUAGGGCUGGGCGAUAAAACGAUAACGAUAUAUAUCGGAAAUUAAUUUCCCUCAAUAUCAAUAUAAAACAUGAUCAAUAUCCUUUUCGAUAGUCGUCAUUCUGCCAUGUUUUGGUCGACUAUACGAACAGCCAAUGAGAGGAGGAGUUGCUCCAGGUCUGUGUCACGCUGAACCAAUUAUGUGUUGAAUUAGAACCAAGUAUCAAACAACUGUGUAGCAGCAGACAGCAGCUACAUGCAACCAUAGCACUUUAACAGGUGAAGCCGACAGUCAGAAAGAAAGAAAGAAAAUGAGUGCUACCCCCGACAGAAAUGCAGAUGAAGGGUCGGUGCCGAAACAGACGACCAUUCAGUCCGCUUUCUCUAGCGCAACGUCUUACGACAAAACGUCAAAGACACACAAAGACCUCACAGAUUUAACCGCUUACUUAAAAUCCUUCUGGCUUGUCGGAGCACUGCAGCUACCGUACUGUAGUUAUUCAAUGAGUUAAAUAAAGUUUGACUUCUCUGACAGUUUUGUUUGGCUUAACCUGUACCUUAUGUAUGAAAAUAGACGCGAAUACACGCGUUCAUCUAUGGUGCGAAAAAUACGGUAUGUCGAGUACAUGUUCUCACAAAGUCGGGGAAUACCUCAAAUCUUUAUCAUUACCUGAAGCAGCGCCACGCCGCAGAGCACACGCAACGCAAAAGGUUACAAACCCCAAGUGGCGCCUGUGAAGCCGAAACAGACGACCAUUCAGUCGGCUUUCUCUAGAGCAACGCCUUACGACAAAUCGUCAAAGAGACAUAAAGAGCUCACAGAUGCAGGAGAUUAUUGCAAAAGACAUGACACCAAUAAGCACUGUUAAAUUUCAGUUUUUAGAUCGUGAUGUAUAUCGAUAUCGACUGAUAUGAAAAAUAUAUACUGUGAUAAACUUUUUCCAUAUCGCCCAGCUCUAACUGAUGAUCAUGUAAAUAUUUGUUUUACUGACCAGAGAGGCAAAAAACUUCAGAUCAGUUGAGCCGACUAAACCUGCACAUCUCUAUUUAUCUCCAUGCACAAUCAUAGACAAUUACAAAUGACCCGUAAUUACUCAGCCCUUUUUGCUGAAGACCGUCUUUCACAUGAGUGUGAAGCAGUUCAUUUAUCCAGUGUUGGUUUGCACUAAAAUAUGCAUGGACUUGUAUCCUGAAACAAAACCAGGUUUCCUAAAAUAAGCUCUCGCCGUCACACGUGCCUCUGAGUUUGGCUCGGACAGAAGAUUUACGAGCAGAUUGAUGCGCCGUUUCCCGCCUGAACAGGAAAUAAAUCAGCCUUUUCCUGUCUUUGUUUCCCAGACACCAACGUGAUCCGCUACAUCCAGCUGACAGAGAUGAAGAUUCGCCGAAAUGCCCAAAGGGAAAAGAAAGACGCGACAUAAACGCCGGCUGCCCUGAUGAGGAUUCGCCGUCGGUUUUAACCCUUAAAUGUGCCACUCAGACCUUCCACACAGCCGGUCACAGGUCUGGGUGUGAAGCGGUAUCUUUGUUUGCUUUUGCCUUGCACAGCAGCCAAGUUUUGUGAUUGAACUCCAUUGUGUGCUUGAAGCAUUUUUAUGGAUAAUUGUGUGUGUUUUUUUGUUUUCAAACUGCCAAAUUGAUCUACUAUGAAACCUCCCAGAGUAUUUUUAGACAUUUAACAAACUGAUGCACUGCCAGUCCAAACACUGCACAUACAGGCCAACACUUGUGAUGGAGACAGGAUCAGCACGGUCCUCAGAGCGGAUCCAGCAUGUUUACCAGCGGAGCGUCACUGUAAUCUAGCACGUACCCUCGCACAAGAUGUCCUCCGAGUGGCUUUGAGUAACAAACACCUACACUUCUGUCACUUUCUCAAAGUACGACAAAAGAUACUGAUUUUUUUUUUAUACUCUUGAUUUUAUCUGAAGUGCUUUGAGUGGAAAUGCGGAGGCGAGGACAUCAAACUUACAUGGUGGCUAGAGUCAGUGUGAGCUGAAGAGACAUAUCACAAAAUGUAAAUAGGCGACUUUAUAGAUACCACAGAAAAAAUAUGAGGGAGAGGCGAGUCGUUAGUGUGUGUUACAGCCAGAAUAAAGCACUUCAUCCACAGCCUUUUCUGUAUCAAUGAAUCCUGGAUGUUUACUGUAAAGGUAUGCGUGUAAUAAAUGUGUCUGUUGAUUCAA